CCUGUGGACAUCUUUUUGUCCUCGCACUCGCCGUGUCUGUCAUUGUUGCUGUCGUGAGCGAUUUGGUCACGAGACUUCGGUUUGCCUCGCGUAUGCAGAAGCAGCGUUGGUGAAGUUUUACCUGGCGACGAUUUUCAGCUGUUCUCUCUUGUCUGAAACUAGUCUAAGGAUCAGAAUCGCUCGCUUCGAAGGUGUGACUCCUUCCUACCUGCCACCUGUCAUCCCGUGACCUACAAUUUGACCUUAUUUCGCCGACUCCUUCCGGACCCUCGUCAUUUAGCUGCUAUGGCCACUCUUCCACCUGGCCCUAAAGGGUUGCCAAUAAUCGGCGCCAGCUACAAGUGGAAGGGCCCCGAGACAAACCUAGCAUGGGCCCAGGAGUUUGGCCCGCUUUACAGUGUACGCAUGGGCCCCAACCUGAUGGUGUACCUCAACUCCAUUGAGCUCGUGGAGGAGUACAUGGAAAGGAAAGGGGACGCCUUCCUUGGCCGACCCGAAGGUCCUGCGACAAUCGCCAACGGUCUAGUGUUCGGGCAAGGGGAGAGAUGGAAGGAGAAUCGGGCCGCCAUGACAUGCGCCAUGAAGACCGGACCUUCACACGCCACCUACGAAGACAUCAUCGGCACAGAGGCAGAUCGUGUACUGCAGCAGAUGAAGAGCGCAUGCGCUGAGCCGUUACACUUGGGCGACUUUUUUCUGCCUGCUCUUACCAGUCGCCUUGCCACGUUGCUGCUGGGCGAGGCCCUGGACUGCGACAGUGAAGUCAUGAUCAUCUUGCUGGAGCAGAUGAGGAACCUGGAGGAGGUGGACCUCACCUCCAAAUGGACGCAAAUGUUUUUGAAGGUGCGUCAUUUCCGUCGACCGUUAGAAGCCAUAAGCGGAUGCACGAUACCAGACAUGUUUAAGAUGUCAGAAGCGAUGCAGGCCAUCAUAAGACAAUGGAUUUCCACGCGCAGAGAGGCUCUCCGCAAGGCAGAUGGAAAGCCUGACAGCAAUGCCCUUCUUGACCACAUUCUAGUUUCCGAACAGUAUUCCUCUAGGCCCGAGAAUGAUGACAAAGAGCUCGUACAGUCCUUGAUGGACCUGUUUUUCGGUGGCGUGACUAGCUCCCUGUCGGCCAUCGAGUUCUUCUGUUUGUACCUCAUUCAUUACCCGGAAGUGCAGAACAAGGUCAAGGACGAGCUUAGGCGGGCUCUUUCCAGUAAUGUGACGAUCUCUUGGGCCAAUCAGCAGCACUUCCCAUACACCCGAGCCACCCUGACAGAGGUGCUGCGCCUCGGGUCUGUGACACCGUCAUCACUUCCUCACGUGGCCACCGAGGACGCCAUCAUAGAAGACAAGUACGAGGUCCCAAAAGGAGCCUUUGUGCUAGCGAGCAUCUUCAGCCUGCACCGAGACCCGCACUUCUACAAAGACCCAGAACUGUUUAACCCACAGCGCCAUCUAGACGACAACGGCAAAUUCGUGAAACCUAAGAGUUAUCGACCAUUUGGCAUCGGCAAACGGAACUGUGUUGGAGGUCAUCUGGCGGAAAUCGAACUUUUCCUCUUCAUCACAAAACUACUGAGUCAGUUUCGCAUCCGAGCCGUUGAUCCAGCGUCACCUCCGCCCUUUGAGUGUCACAUGCGUAUCACUAGACGCAUCAAGCCGUUCACAUGCGUGCUAGAACCCGAUGACACGCCCUAGAUUAGGUCAAAGGACAAGGAAUCAAACUAGCAUCAGCGAUUGCUAUACAGCAGAGGUGGGCAAUUCAUUUUCCCAAGGAGCCGCGUGAGAAAUUGGGAUGGUUUUAGAGGGCCGGACUACUAUAGUUAACUCAGUUUAACCCAAUACUGUAUAUAUAGUAUAUACACUGGCGGUCGGGCCAGCGGGCGGGCCGGUCAGAGACAGGAGGCAGGCCGGAUCCGGCCCGCGGGCCGCCCAUUGCCCAGGUCUGCUAUACAGUGUACAUUUUCGAAACGGAAUGAAAUAAUAAGCCAUACCGACUUGCUAGUUUUCACUAAGUUUCCUGUCGAAAGGAGGGAAAAAAAGCAAACAAUAUGACCUCAACCACAAGAAUGCCAUCGGAAGUCAUUGACCUUCCUUGGAAUCCCUUUGGGAUCCCACCACUUAGCUGCAUCCGUGACAGGAACAAUCUCGAGUACGAAACGAUUUGAAUCAGUACUCUACACAUAAAGUGUCAAAUUUCGAGUGUACUUGCUUUUGAAAAUGACGAGUGGCUCCUUAGACAGGACUGAUGCCAUGGUGACACAGCGCCACAUGGCUGAUGCUCGACACUCAGGUCUAUUGACAAUGAUACUUGCGAUGUACAGAUAACCGAGGGACCGUUCCUGUCUAAUUACCCUCUCGAUUACUCCUCCAUCUGAGCAGACAUUUUUAUGUUGGGCAAAACACUAAAUCGUUGAUAAGAUUAAAUAUUAACACGACGACUCUAAUAGCAACUCUUCAUUCAGUUGCUAAGACUUCAGCCAUCUUUGUCUGUCUCUACGAUCAGUCUCCAGUGAAGUACCCGACUUUCACAACCUUAACAUGGCAUGGGAAUGGCUAUGCAUAUACUGGGACUGCUAUAUUCGCUGAUGUAAAGUAGUAUAAAACAAUAUCAGCGAGCGGGAUCUGGAUAAUAUUACAUAUGGGGACAACGUAAUAAUUUAUAUGAAAAGAUUCUCCAUUCUAUCAAGAAAAUAGGUUCGGUUCGUCCUAAAACUUUCAUCUGCUGUGUGGACCUCGGAGAAUUUUACACGUUUGGGCUUGCGUGAGCAUUGGCUAAAUAACUGCUGUGGCAAAACUCUAUAUGUACAGCUUGACCAAACAAAGCAAGUUAAGUUUAAAGUAGAUAAUUGUGCAUGGCCCGCGAAUGAUGCUAUUAAUAUCAGAAAGGCCCUUGAAGGAAAAAAGGUUCGCCACCCUGCUCUACACAGACAUAGUUCCUGUCUACGUUGUUUUGGCUGUGGUAUUUUUUGGUGGAGAAAGUUUAUAUUGUUUUUCGCCAACUGACAGUCCUGACAGAUGAUUAUAGAUACAUUUUUUGUAAAAAACGACACUGCAAUUUUACUGAUCCAACGACAUACCAGAUCGUCUGUAAAAUGCAUUUUUUCGACUGUUUUGAAGAUCAUUACACGUAAAUAUACUUGCUAAAAAAAUCCGGCUUUUGUUCCUAACAAAAAUUUAAAAAAAGGACACACCCCCAAACAUUAUUCACAAAAAGAUAAUUAUUGAUGCAUUGUCAAAGCAUUCUCCAGCAAAAGUGAAAAGGAUCGCUUUUCUAUUUUUGGCAUAUAUUUAUAGCAGAGGUUCUUAACCUUGUUUGAGGUACCGAACCCACAAGUUUCAUAUGCACAUUCACCGAACCCUUCUUUAGUGUCAUCACGAAUUGCGGAUGUGUCUUGACCUCUGUGGCGGAGGCUCCACCGAACCCCUGAGACCGACUCACCGAACCCCUAGGGUUCGAUCGAACCCCGGUUAAGAACCACUGUUCUAGAAAGAAGACCAGUGCAGGCACGUUGCUAAUUACUUUGCAAAAUAUACGUUUCGUACACCAAUGUGACUGAUGAAUCACCAAAAUUAAUUUUCUUUGAUUUUUUUUCAUAUUAUCAACCAAGCCUGUUUUUUCUUUAAAUAUGGAUUGAACAAUUUGAAAUAACAA
This is a messenger RNA of Pomacea canaliculata, 3643 nucleotides long. Its product is annotated as farnesoate epoxidase-like. Gene Ontology annotation, molecular function: heme binding; oxidoreductase activity, acting on paired donors, with incorporation or reduction of molecular oxygen, reduced flavin or flavoprotein as one donor, and incorporation of one atom of oxygen; iron ion binding. The record is from RefSeq and is a predicted model, not a curated record. The transcript is spliced from 5 exons. NCBI's taxonomy places the organism in Eukaryota, Metazoa, Mollusca, Gastropoda, Architaenioglossa, Ampullariidae. The coding region runs from base 286 to 1686 and encodes 466 amino acids. Gene Ontology annotation, cellular component: cytoplasm; intracellular membrane-bounded organelle. Gene Ontology annotation, biological process: xenobiotic metabolic process.